AUGGAUCGUCCUAUUGAUGACAUCGUUAAAAAUCUUCUCAAGUUUGUCGUGAGAGGUUUUUAUUCGAAAACCUAUGUUCUCAUUGUCGAUGCAAUCCUUUUCCAUUCUGUCCUUUCCGAAGAAGAUUUGGCACACCUUUUGGGGAUCAAAAGACCUGAGCUACGUUCCCUGCUUAAUAAGCUUCUAGAAGAUAGAAUUAUUGCCGUGCAUUCCCAGCAGGAGUUUCAAUUCAACUCGAGAAGUAUAAAAAGAUACUACUACUACAUCAAGUAUCCUCAAGCCAUUGACGCAAUAAAAUGGAAAGUUCAUCAAAUCGUUUCUAUGUUAAAAGAUGAUUUAGAUAAAAACUCAGCUCCUCAAGGAUACAUGUGUCCUAUAUGUCAAACAAAAUACACGCAGCUGGAGGCGGUAUCUUUGUUAAAUUAUGAAAAGACGCAAUUCUUGUGCAGUCUCUGCGAAGAACCAUUAGUCGAAGAUGACUCUGGGAAAAAGUCCAAAGAAAAACAGAUCAAAUUAAAUAGGUUGAUGGAUCAGGUCCAGCCAAUAAUUGAUUACCUUAAAAAGAUCGACGACUCGCGUAUUGAGGAAAACACUUUCGAAACUUCUCUUGCUAGAUUGAUUCCACCACAGAAUAACUCUGUUGCAUCAUACACGGUUAAUCCACGGGCGAAAAAGAGUCAAAUGUUUACUCCGGGCGAAGUUAGUGCUUCUGGUCUCGACAACGCUAGUAGUAGGCGUGCUGGAGCUAAAUCGCAAGCAACCCUACAUGUCAAUAUUACCACUGCAAGCGAUGAGCAAGCACGCAGUGAACUUCAAGAACGUGAGAUGGAAGAAAAGAGAAAACAAAAUGCGCUACCAGCGUGGCAUGGGCAAAGCACAGUUGGCAAAACUGCAUUAGGAAGGCUGGAUGGGGAAGAAGAUGAGGCUUCUACUGUCCAAGUUCCUGAAGAGGAAAACAAAGAAAAGAAACCACAAAUAGUUGAAUCAAACGGCCACUUGCAUGACUCCGAAACGGGUGAGCCAGCACAACCGCUCACUCAAAAAGAAAUUGAGGAUAGAGAAGCUGAAAAGACUCUGGCCGACUACUACUCACAGCUAGCAAUGAAGCAAGCAUUGGAGGAUGAGGAAGACGAGGAAGAUGCGGAUGAAGAGGAGGACGAGGAAGUUUUCGAAGAUGUUUCAGAUCGUGAAAACAAUAACUCGGAGAGCGGUGAACUCGAAAAUGUUGAGCUGCAGAAUGUCACUCCCAAAAAAGAGGAAAAGAAGCAUCCUAACGAUGAUGAGGAGGACGACAUGGAUGCUGAAUUUGAGGAUGUUUAG
Lachancea fermentati is the source of this 1320-nucleotide messenger RNA. The record is from the annotation of a GenBank genome assembly. NCBI's taxonomy places the organism in Eukaryota, Fungi, Ascomycota, Saccharomycetes, Saccharomycetales, Saccharomycetaceae.